AUAUGGCAAUUGGGACGGGACCCGUCCCAUUUUAGAAGGACGGGUACCCGUCCGCCUAUUAGCCGCCCUGGGAAGUUGGAGAGGGCGCACGGACCAAAUAUUCUUGUAUUGCGACCCAAAUCCCCAAAAAUCUAAAAGAGGAAGGUGCACGGGCCACGAAAAGUGGUAUUGGAUGCCAUUACCAGUGGUAAUUGGUACAGUAGAUUCAUCCAACCGAUGGCAUUAAAAAAGAGGAUAAGUUCCGUGCCAUGGCGCUUGCUGUUGCAGACGAGCUCCCCAACCUCUUGGAGAUUUGUGAGGCAUCGUACAAGCAUGUCGUCCAGCCCGUCCUGAAGCCCCUUCUUCCUGGCAAUAAUAUGCAAGAUCUUUCCAGGGACUUAAGAGUCCCUGGGGUUCAGAUGGCUACAGACGGUGAUCUACACAGCCUGCGAAAAACGUCCAUUCCAGAACUGCUUGGUGUUUGCAUACCUCCACGAGGUUUUAUAGAGGAAUUGGGCAGUGUUACAGGAGGAGAUGCUAAUGUUGGGACGACAUUGGUUCGCCGACAGUCUACUCUCCACGGACAUCAUCAUGAAGACGGCAAAGAUAGUAACGUUGACGAUGAUGAUGAUGAUGGAAGUGGGGAAGAAGAGGAUGAGAAUUCUGAUUGACAGGAACCAAGAAGUCAAGAGGGGAUUCUGAUAUUUGACAGGAGUGGGACUCGAUCACAUAUGUGAUAGGGACUGGGGUCUGUAUCACCUGUGAGUUUAGACGAAUCACAUAAUAUGUAACAGUGGGGCUUGGAUCACACAUGCGAUAGUGGG
Messenger RNA from Fusarium redolens, 803 nucleotides. RefSeq lists its product as uncharacterized. The record is from RefSeq and is a predicted model, not a curated record. The coding region runs from base 249 to 650 and encodes 133 amino acids. NCBI's taxonomy places the organism in Eukaryota, Fungi, Ascomycota, Sordariomycetes, Hypocreales, Nectriaceae. The transcript has a single exon.